AUGAUGGGACAUCCAGACUUUAUAGCUGGUGAUUUCCAAUGGCUGCUGGUGCAGGAGUAGCAGCGCUGUGAUGUGGAAUAGUGCUCAGAACUAGAAGAAGAUGGCUAUUGGCUGGCUUUGUCUCUAUCAGCUGGCCGGCACAAGGAACCAGCAUGGCCCGGGGCUCACAAGGACAGAGCCCGGCACUACAGGCUACAUGAGUUGCUGUGGAGGCCAUCACUACUUUUCUAGAUCACCGUAUCCUUAUAUAGGAACUGCCAAAGCAGGAAAAAAUCCCCAUAGCAAACCUCUUCUGCUCCGGACAGUUCCUGAUAUGGACAGAGGUGACAGCAGAGAGCACUGUGGUCAGACAGAAAAGAAAUUCAUGUGGAACAUACUGCAUUUGAGAAAUUACUGCUACUUUAAAAUGGCACUUAUCACUGGUCAGUAUGUGAUGAAGAAGGACCUACAACAGAAUUACUUCAAUCUGUGAUCCAACAUGAUGUCCCUAUGACAAGGUUGACAGAUGGGAUCAUCUCAUAGUUGUCUGAUAAGGACACUUGAAGUAAGAAAGUUAGCAGUUGUCAUAUACGUAAUAAUUGUUCUCGCCACACAUAAGGAGUUCGCUGUAGCAUCAAUUAGGGACAUAAGGAGACAAAAUUCACACUUUUGCAAAUGGGGCUCACUUUCCCAGAGACCCCCUGCAUCUGACUCAUUCAAAAGGCUGAUGAUUUUGACACGUCCCUAGUCCUGGGAAGAAGACUCUUCACACCUCUGGACUCAGUAUAUAAAGCAGGGAAGCUAAGUGCCAUCAGUAUUUGGACUGACUGUCAAGAAGAACACAGCUUUUGGGAAAGAAACUGAAGGACAAUCCUGGACCCUAUGAUGCCUCAAGACUGCUCCUUUGUCCCUGACUGGGUCUAUCCUUCUUCAUGCUCACAUUCUCCAGGGUCGUCUUCGGAGUCCUACAUUCUGUCACCCAACUAUCCACAACCAUCCUUGAAUACUGAGACUAUUGGCAACUACCUUCAGGAUCCAGGGAUGAAUAUGGCUUGCCAUCAAGCUGAAAAGUCCCCUGUGACAUCUAAAAGAACAAGAUGCAAGAUGAUGGGCCCUCAAAGACAAAACGCCAGUGAACGGGAGAAGCUGAGAAUGAGGGAUCUCUCCAAGGCUCUCAAUAACCUGAGAAGAUACCUACCACCCUCAGUUGUGCCAGCAGGCCGGAACCUAACUAAAAUCGAAACCUUGAGACUGACAAUAAGCUACAUUUCCCAUUUGUCACAGUUACUUGGUUUAAAUGAAGAGACCUUGAGCCAGAAAAGAGAACCUCAACCUGAAAUGAAUGCUACAUGUCCAAAGAUUCCAGAAGGAUACCAAGAAGUGACCUGUCGGCACUAUCAGCAGAACCAGCAGCAGUCCCAAAGUCCUGUCUGCAAUGAACUAUCUUACCAAUGCAACAAUGUCCGAAUUUCCUCUACACAAUACAACACCAGACAACAAGAAGAACAAUGGAUUUCAUCACCAUUCCAUCAUAGAAGAAAUCCAGCCGCUGACUUCAGCCUGACAUCUCCUUAUUCUUCAAGGUUCACACAUACGUUAUACCAGGUUACAGGUGAUCAAGCAGCGAACCUUCACCCAUCACAUCUACCAUACUUAAGAGAAAAUGACAGCUGUCUGAGGAGCAGUGACCCCCAUUUCAAUUUCAUCAAUGGUUUGCAGGCAUCUUGAUAAAAGUAUAUUGAGAAAUCCUACCUUGAACUGACUAUUAUCAAAGAACAUUUCUAAGACAAGACUAGUUUUUGGAACGGACUAUAAUGUAGAAAAAAAGACGUUCUGCAGUCAUUUAUUCCCCUAUUAUCUGUACAGUUUAAUGAGGCUUUGCACAUGUGGUGGAUUCUACAAAAUAGUAUAUAUUUCUAAUCUCAGACUGCUAUGUACUGAUGUGUUCCUCCUCAAUCAGUUAGGAUUAGAAGUAUUAUUUUAUUCAAAAUGGGGGUUGUUCUUUGUAUUUAUUUAAAGGGGUUAUCCAGGAUUACAAAAAACAGAUGAUUUCUUAAAACAAUAAAAGAAAAACAAACAGCACCACACCUGUGGGAGUAAAUGGAGCCGAAUUGUAAUACCAAACACAACCUGAGGACAGCUGUGGUGCUGUUAGUGAAAGAAGUUAGCUUUGUUUGUCUAAUCCUGGAUAACCCCUUUAAUUUUUCUAUUUCUAUGUUUCUGAUCCAUUCUUUUGAGCAAAGAGGCCGCAGCUGCACAGAAUUCCAUGUUCAUACCUUCAUGUGACUGUAUGUAAAGUGUCAGUAAGGACACACACGCAUAUACAACGCAUUGAGCCUCUAUACUGCUACAGGUCCGACUGCUGGGACCCCUGUGAUCUCAAGAACAGAGUUCAGACCUCUGCUCUAUGGCAACAUGAGACUCUGGACCUACCUUUAGUAUAUGUGUACACCUGGUAGAUUUGCUGCAGGAAGUUCUACAACUGUACCUUUUAUUCCCGUACUUGAUAACCUGUAGUGAUGUAAGAAAAUCAAAUGACAACAGGAGAAUACAGACCUUAAAGCGGUACUCCAGUGGAAAACUAUAUAUAUAUUUUUUA
Molecule: messenger RNA, 2578 nt
Organism: Hyla sarda
Lineage: Eukaryota; Metazoa; Chordata; Amphibia; Anura; Hylidae
Product: mesoderm posterior protein 2-like
Exons: 6
Coding region: 862-1707 (281 amino acids)
Biological process (GO): mesoderm formation; somite rostral/caudal axis specification; heart morphogenesis
Cellular component (GO): nucleus
Molecular function (GO): protein dimerization activity; DNA-binding transcription factor activity, RNA polymerase II-specific; RNA polymerase II cis-regulatory region sequence-specific DNA binding
Source: RefSeq, a predicted model, not a curated record